This is a messenger RNA of Parasteatoda tepidariorum (common house spider), 1323 nucleotides long. RefSeq names its product mitochondrial ribosomal protein L12 (gene mRpL12). Lineage: Eukaryota; Metazoa; Arthropoda; Arachnida; Araneae; Theridiidae. Gene Ontology annotation, cellular component: ribosome; mitochondrial large ribosomal subunit. Gene Ontology annotation, molecular function: mRNA binding; structural constituent of ribosome. Gene Ontology annotation, biological process: translation. The record is from RefSeq and is a predicted model, not a curated record.
CUAAUGCACAGAACUCGUCGCACUCUACUACAAUUAACAAUCUAAACAUGCUUUUCGUUGUUUAUUUCUUCUAGGUCAAGUUUUAUCUUUACAUAUUAUAUAACACUACAUAAUAAAAUGUCCUUAAUGAGAAGUAUUAAUUUUAGUACUGUUCGAAGAAUACCGAAGUAUUUUAUACAUUCCCACAAUUUAAAUUGCAGUCGAAGGAGAAUUUGGAGGCACUACUGUGCAGCAACUAUUUCCCACCCUACACCAGAUGGUUGUGAAAAAGAUUAUGCUCCAAAAAUUAAGAACAUUGUUGAAGAAAUAGCAAAAUUAACAUUGAUUGAAGUAGCAGAUUUAAAUGAAUGUCUAAAGAAAAAACUUAAUAUAAAAGAUGUUCCAAUGACAAUGGGGGUUGCGCCAAUGGUUGCUCCUAGUGCAUCUGCUGAAGACGAUGAAAGUGAACCUCAAGUGACCAAGUCUUCUUUUACUGUAAAAUUAAUGAAAUUUGAUGCCUCUCAAAAAGUAGCUAUUAUCAAAGAAAUUAAGAGUUUAAUAGAUGGCAUGAAUUUAGUUCAGGCAAAGAAAUUUGUUGAAAGUGCUCCACAAAUAAUAAAAGCUGAUAUAGCUAAAGAUGAAGCAGAUAAAUUGAAAGAGACACUAGAGGCUGUUGGUGCUACUUGUGAAAUCUCCUAGACAAACGCAUUUUUUUUUUCCUUUUGUUGGCUGCACUUUUAUAAAAAACAUAUAGACUUAGUACUUUUAUUUCAUAAUAUGCAGAUGUUAUCUUCUGUGUUUUAGAAAUGCAGUGAUUAAUAACAACAAUAUUUUACCGUACCACCCUUCAGUAAAAAAUUAUAUGUUAAAUAAAAGUUUAUAUGUUUAAAGUGUUUGUUUUUUGUAGAAUAGAACAUGUAUUAGUUGACUUGUGAAUAACAUAUUCAUGAUCAUUUGUGUUUUACAAAUAGGAAAAUUAUAAGUGUAAUUAUGAUGCAUUAAUUAGACAUUUUUUUAAAACUCAAAUUUAUUUUUAAUCAUGUUUUCUUUCAAAUUAUUUGAUUUAAACAAAAAAGUGAUAUUUAAAUGCUUUUUAAGUUUAAAAUUACACUAUUAUUUUUAACCAUUACUAUUACUUUUAAAAUUGGCAUUUGUACUCAUAAAAUAUUAAUCAUCACUUACUUAAAAGUAAUUUCAAAUAAAAAAAACAUUAUCUUUAUGGCAUAUAAACUAUUUAUUAUUUAUUGAUGUAAGUGCAAUUAUAAAUUGGCAUCUAAUAUGUCCCGAUCAUGCAUUUAGAAUUGUUUUGAAAUAAAAAUCAAAUAAAACUGUCUUGUUAAAGUU